UGAAAACAUCUGUUGUUCGUUACGUAAAUUUCGAAAAUAUAAAAUAUAAAAUCACGCACUUUUAAAAUAUUUUCAGUAGACAAUUUUACAAUAUUGCAGCAAUGUUUGCUAGUUUUAUUCUCCCGUUAUUUUUGUUGAAUGAGAUAUCAGCUUCAAAUGCUCUAAUUGAGUGCCCUAUAUCGGCAGAAGAGCUUUUUUACGGAGCAGAAAAUGAUUAUGUUUAUCCAAUUUCUUUUCUACUUUAUACUUCACAUAACCGGUAUUAUCCUGAGAAUUUAACAUUUGCCAAUUGUUAUGGGAAUACUAACUACAAUCCAAAGUUGAAAACAGUAAUGAUAAUAAGUGGAUACGAGAUGGAUCCUUAUGCUGAACCUAUUAUAUUUUUAAAAGCCGCUUAUUUAUAUUACCAACAUUGUAAUGUGAUCAUUGUGGAUUGGAGUUUAGGAGCUGCUCUUCCUCUAUUUCCUUAUGCAGUAAGAAACACGCUACCGACAGGCAAAUAUAUCGCAGAACAAUUAGAAAGUUUAAAGAGAAACUGCGACGAAAUCGAUUUUUCCAAUUUUCAUAUAAUUGGAUAUAGUCUGGGAUGUCAGGUAGCGGGAUUUCUUGCAAAUCAUUUAAAAAUAGGAAAGAUUGGAAGAAUUACAGGAUUAGAUUGUGCUGGCACCUGCUUCGAAGGGAAUGCACCAGAAUUUAAACUUGAUAUUUCAGAUGCAUAUUUUGUAGAUUUUAUAACUACUUCAAUAUCCUUGCAAGGUUUCGUGAAUGAAUCAGCCGGACAUUUGAAUUUUAAACCAGACGGAGGCCAUAUUGGUAGGGGAUGUGGAGAUGAAUAUCUAAUGCGAAAUAAGGAAUUAGAUUUUGCAUAUGAGUUCGCCGGUAUUGUAAUUCCUGAAAUAGUAUUCGAAUGUUCUCAUACACGUGCAGUUUAUCUUUUCGGUUCUUCUCUUUACUCUAAAAUUCCUCCCGUUGCUUAUCAAUGUAAGGACUAUGAAACCUUUAAGAGAGGAGAAUGUAGCGAAUGUGGUGAAGAUGGUAAACGAUGCGCUAUGUUGGGAAUACAUGCAGAAAAGUACCCUUAUAGAAGCACAAAUGAAACCGUAACGAUGUACAUGGCUACAACAUUCACUAAUGAUUACUUUUUGUACCAUUAUCACGUUGAAGUCACACUGGGUUCGGGUCCGAAUAUUACAACCGAAGUAGGUAAAAUGCUUCUGGUUAUAAAUUACGAUCGAAGUGAAACAGUAAACGUUGUACUGGAUGAAGUUUUGUAUGUCAAUUAUAAUACAGACACGCUUAGACCUGGCGAAAAGAAACAAUCUUUAAUAGUCUCUACUUAUAGUAUCUAUCCAGUAAUUAGUUUGGAGUUUAUUUGGUACACUACACUACCACGUGCAGACAGCAAGUUAUCUGUGAAGUGCGUUAAGAUUGUUCCUAUGAAUAACUUGGAGACAGAUCGCUCCCGUUUGACUAUGUAUGGCACUUCAUACGGUGGACCAAUUUAUCCUGAAGAAUUUGUGUUGUUGAAUUUGGUUGCAAGUUGUUAGAGAUAUGAGAUUGAUUUCUAAUAAUUUCGUUCUAUAUACAUUUAGUUAAAUCAUAUAGUAUAUUUGUGACAAUUCAAAUAUAGAUAAUAAUUUACAAAAUUUAUGAUUAAUUAAAAAAUAUGUUACAUGGUGAAGGAAUUAAUAGAAUAUUUA
Centruroides sculpturatus (bark scorpion) is the source of this 1700-nucleotide messenger RNA. RefSeq names its product lipase member H-like. Gene Ontology annotation, biological process: lipid metabolic process. NCBI's taxonomy places the organism in Eukaryota, Metazoa, Arthropoda, Arachnida, Scorpiones, Buthidae. The record is from RefSeq and is a predicted model, not a curated record. The transcript has 10 exons. Bases 102 to 1547 code for a protein of 481 amino acids. Gene Ontology annotation, molecular function: carboxylic ester hydrolase activity; lipase activity.